AUGACUAAGGGCCCCGGGACGGGCAAGGGGUGGUUCGGCGUCGGCUUUUCCAAGGACGGCAAGAUGAAUGGCGAUGCGAUCAUCGCGGAGAGCAUGCGCGCCGGCGCGCCCAGGCUGCUGACGCUCGACGGCCACAGCAGCGUGACCGACGCGACUGGGUGGGCGCCGACGGGACUGAAGAUCAUCAAGAAACCCUCGGGUUCACUCGCACCACGUCGGACGGCGGGGUGGUGGCGCUGA
Molecule: messenger RNA, 240 nt
Organism: Closterium sp. NIES-65
Lineage: Eukaryota; Viridiplantae; Streptophyta; Zygnematophyceae; Desmidiales; Closteriaceae
Source: the annotation of a GenBank genome assembly